Messenger RNA from Agelaius phoeniceus (red-winged blackbird), 2008 nucleotides. RefSeq names its product GRAM domain containing 1C (gene GRAMD1C). Gene Ontology annotation, biological process: intracellular sterol transport. Lineage: Eukaryota; Metazoa; Chordata; Aves; Passeriformes; Icteridae. Gene Ontology annotation, cellular component: plasma membrane; endoplasmic reticulum-plasma membrane contact site; endoplasmic reticulum membrane. Gene Ontology annotation, molecular function: cholesterol transfer activity; cholesterol binding. The record is from RefSeq and is a predicted model, not a curated record.
AAUUCAUGCACAGAGAAAAUGCAGGGUCCUGCUCAGUAUAGCUGGAGUGCUGACUGGAGCUUUUGGCUCUCAAGUUCCACUUACAAAUAUAGGAGUGAGGAAUUCAAGAGACAGUUUUCUCAUCUGCCAGACUCAGAGAGACUCAUAGUAGAUUACGCCUGUGCGCUCCAGAAGGAUAUCCUGCUGCAAGGACGCUUGUAUCUCUCUGAAAACUGGCUCUGCUUCCACAGCAACAUUUUCCGAUGGGAGACCACAAUUUCUAUUGCUUUGAAGGAUAUAACUUUCAUGACAAAGGAGAAGACUGCUCGUCUCAUUCCAAAUGCCAUACAAAUAGCAACAAAAGGAGAGAAGUUUUUCUUCACAUCAUUCAGUGCAAGAGACAGAAGCUACCUCAGUAUCUUCCGUUUGUGGCAGAAUGUGUUGCUUGAUAAGAGGCUGACCAAGCAGGAAUUCUGGCAGCUGGUGCACCAGAGCUAUGGCUCUGAGCUGGGCCUGAACAGCGAGGAGAUGGAGAGCUUCCACUCAUCGUCAGAGGACAACGGGCAGUCUCGAUCCAGCAUUUGUGAUGAUUCUGGAGAAAGGGAUGAAAAACUACCCAAAAUGAUUGGUUUAGUUCGUGAGCCCACACUUCAAACAGAAGGAGAGUCACUCAACAGACACAUGUUGCCAGGAGUGGAGGAGUCCUCAAGUGAGAAGCAAAUAAAGAGUCCUCUUCCAUCUUCAGAAAGAAAACCUGCUAAGCUAGUUAGGAGCAGGUCUUUAGAAAAGUCCUUAGACCUUAACGAGAAUGAAAAUCUUCCAGAGAAGAGCAGUGCUUCAGAUAGUGAAGAAGUGAAGGAGACUGUCUCUGACAAUGAUCUCUAUGGGAGACUUUUUAUAAACAGAGUUUUCCACAUCACUGCAGACAAGAUGUUUGAAAUCCUUUUCACCAAUUCUCACUUCAUGCAGAGGUUUCUUAAUUCCAGGAGUAUAGUAGAUGCUGUAUCAACCCCUUGGAAUAGAGACUCCAACGGCAAUCAGUUGAGGACUUUGACAUACACUGUAACGAUUAACAAUCCCCUCUGUGGGAAGUUCACAACUGCAACAGAAAAGCAGAUCCUGCAUAAGCAGAGCCAGAAAGGUCAGUCUUACCAGGUAGAUGCUGAGGUCCUGACCCACGACGUCCCCUACCAUGAUUAUUUCUACACUGUGAACAGAUACUGCAUCAGCCGCACGUCCAGUCACAAGUGCCGGUUACGGGUUUCUGCAGAAGUGAAGUACAAAAAACAGCCUUGGGGCCUUGUCAAGUCUGUAAUUGAGAAGAAUACCUGGGGAGGAAUACAGGAAAACUUCAAACAACUUGAAUCAGAUCUCCUAAUGGAGGAAUAUGCAAUUAAUCAGUCCAUAGAAGACUCUGGGAAAUUACUUGCUCUGAGACGAAGGCGACGCACUUUACACCGGGGUUUGGCAGAAUCACUUCCCAAACGCUCUUCCCAGCAUUCCUCUGGUGACAUGGGAGUAGAGUCCCAGGGCAGCUUAAUAGGAAGGAAAAGAGAUGCAGUAAGUAGGACCACCACCAUCAUUGUAGUAAUGAGUGUCUUUUUGCUGCUCUUGGUCUUGCUGAAUAUAACACUGUUCCUCAAACUCUCAAAGAUAGAGCAUGCAGCUCAGUCCCUUUAUCAUGUCCAGCUUCAGGAGGAAAGCUCUUUGAACAUAUCCCCAGAAAUUGUAUCAAAAGAGGAGAUACCUCAAUAUGAUAAGGAACAGGUUAAACAUGUGAAGGGAGUUUUAAGAGACUCAAUUGAAAUUCUUGAGCAGCUGAAGACUUCCCUUUCCAUGCUCCAAAGAAGCUUUGACCACUUGAACAGGACACAGAGCAGCAAGACUGAGAGUUAAUAGCCACAUCAGCUUUUCAUUCAAGAUGCUGGAAGAACAGAUGUGUGUGUGAGGACUUGUGGGGUAGGGACUGUAACUGUCUCCUCUGGACUCUUUACUGUUGCACAGAAUAAAAGGUUUGUGGAAGAAGUAA